CUUGUUAAUUAGCAAUCCCUGUCCUGCCAGACAUGUUGUCCAAUCAGCGGUGAUGAAGCCAGGAAGUCCUGAGUGUUUCAUGGACGUGGAAGUAAUCGCGUGAGCCCUUUCACGGCGACCGUGCUUGAGUUUAGUCAUUGUCACAUUUGUAGUUAUGCGCAUUUCUACUGUUUUCAUUCAGCUACGUGAUCACAUAAACUCUAAUAAACGACUGCUUGGCUCUGUUGAAGACGCGAGGACCGUCUAACGCGAGACAGACUCUCUUGUGUACAUGGCACAAAGUGUGGUCACACCAUGAGUGGGGAGCCAGAUGCCUUGGCUGUGGUCAACCAGCUAAGGGACUUAGCUGCAGACCCCCUGAACAGGCGAGCUAUUGUAGAAGAUCAGGGAUGCUUACCAGGUCUAAUCCUCUUCCUUGACCACCACAACCCGCAAGUUGUUUACUCUGCUUUAUUGGCGGUACGUUACCUGGCAGAAUGCCGCGCCAACAGGGAGAAGCUGAAGGGCGUGUUGGGUAUGAUGCUGAGCUUGCAGACCGUCAUGCAGAAGGGCACGUCGCCAGGGGAGACCAAGCUGCUGGCGUCUGAGAUCUAUGAGAUCCUUCAGAGUUCGGGUAGCAGCGAGGGCGAGCAGGCCCAGGCAGGUUCCACGUGCCGCCGCAAGGCCCAGUUCUUCCUGGGCUCCAGCAACAAGCGAGCCAAGACUGUAGUGCUGCAGAUUGAUGGCCUGGAUGACACGAGCCGGAGGAGUCUCUGUGAGGAGGCGUUACUGAAAAUCCGUGGCGUCAUCAGCUUUACCUUCCAGAUGGCUGUGAAGAGGUGCGUGGUAAGGAUCCGCUCCGACCUGAAGGCUGAGGCCCUGGGAACAGCCAUAGCAUCAACCAAAGUGAUGAAAGCUCAACAGGUGGUUAAGAGCGAAGAUGGUUCUGAGAUGAUAGUCCCAUUCCAGGAGGAUUCGGACAUGGUGGUGGAGCAGAACACGGACUUGCCGGACUACUUGCCCGAGGACGAGAGCCCAUCUCAUGAGCAGCACAAGGCUGUGUCACGCCUUGGCUCCAUGCAGGACGGCAUUGGCUGGCUGAGCACGGCCGCCAACUUCCUCUCCCGUUCCUUCUACUGGUGACCUGCGGGUGUACGCUGAACCUUACCCCACCCCAACCCUACACCAGUUCAGCCCAGUGUGCUGGGCCUCCUUGUGUAACUCGCAAUAACCAUCACCAAUCUGCAAAAUGGCAAGAACACUACUGCAGGCUGCUGUUUACAGUAACCGCAAAGUAAAGUCCUCCUAAACCUCACAAACAUGACAAGAGACGUCAACCCACAGAGCAGCAAAGAUGGACAUCAGACGAUGUGUCUCCUCUUGAGCUGCGCUUAUGCUCACCCACCCUUUUGGUUCAGAAGCUUUUUUUUUUUUUCCCCUUGAGCAGUUUGCUCGGGUUUCUCCUCGUGGGUCCAUGUCUGACACUAGACAGCUUUGAGUGGUCAGUAUUGUAUGGUGGUACUCUUGUUGGCCGUGAGGCUUGAGAGCAUUUUCUUUUUUUCAUGGACUUACCCUUUAUUUCAGCUUUAGUGUGAUUUUUAGAAUCUUUACUCUCUUCUUGCCAUUUAUUUAAUAAUCCAUUUUAAUUUCAUUUUAAUCUGUUGGGACUUUAUAAAGCAUGCUGUAACCAUUUAAUGUCUUUUUCCCUAUCCUCUUUGAGUCAUUAUUCUUUAGUGCAUGUGCCUUUACAAUGCAAUUUGAGAUUUAUUUCUUGUUUUGAACUUUACAUUCAUAUACCAAGGUUUAAAAUCCCUUGGCAACAGUUAUUUGCCCGAGUCUUUGUUAAAGCAGAGAGCUGAUUAAGGGAAAUUGGAGAACCACCAGCAUUGACUGCUGUAGUGUAUCAUAAAGCAAGCCUGUGUAACCUAAUAACCACUCUAUGAGCAAGCCUGUGUAAUCCUAAUGACUUCCCUUUAUGCAUGCGGGAAAAGGGAGUUCACCACAUGCUUUUUGCUUUGUUUGAAACACUAACCAGCUCUAUUAAGGUGUGUGCCAAGCACAGUAGUAACCUCUCUAAAGCCUAAUGUGUAUAAAAAAUACAAACCUAGUACCAAUCACAAAAGAAUUUGGAUUUGAAAGAUUUUGAUAGGGAACUCUCCUUUAUGGCUUUGAUUUUUUUGAUUUUUUAUUUUCUUUGUUUUCCUUUGCUAUUGCGUACACAUGUUUUCCUACCUGGGAUAACAGUUCUGGUCUUUGACAACUGGUAUAGCUCUGAUUAUUUCAUAAGAUGGGCUUCAUUCAGGGCCUUUCAUAAACAUGCAAAUCUUGAAUUCAAAUGCCACCAUCUUGCCAUAUGCAUGGAUAGUGCCCGCUAUGUCUACAUGGUAGCCACACCUUGAAAGCAUCUAUAUUGAUGCCUCUAGCCCACAGUGUUUUCUUUAAACAUCCUGUGAAUUCACCACAUGUCUACACCAUAUACUCCAAUUAGCAUGAGAAUGUGCACUCUAUAGUCAUUGUCUUCAUUGGUGUUGUAUCACUGCCUGGGUGAGUUCUGGUAUUUGGCCAAACGAAAAACCCCAUCUUAUAAUUUUAGUCAGAGCCUGGCUUUUCGGCAGCAUAGCCCCAUAGCAAUUGGAAAGGUCUUACCAGUGUUCCCUAUUUAAGUGAUUUUACAUUGAAAUUAUUACUUAAUUGCCUGUAAAGGAAUGGUCUGGCAAAAAAAAAAAAAAAAAAUUAUUUACACAAUUUUCUUCUUGGCCCAAAUUAGUCCACCAGCGAAGACUGCUUUUGGUAUCUGACGAUUGCUUUAGUUUUGAACUGGAUCUAUAAAUAUAAUGUAGCUAACAAGUAAAGAAAGUAUGUCAGCAGAAAUCUUCCCUGUAAAUGAAUACCCAUAUUGCCAUAUGCUUGCCUACAUCAUUUAGCUAAGUACUUUCACAUUUAAAAUCUUUGUAAAAUUAAGACUUGCUUAUGGCAGGACGGUUUGUAAUUACUUCUGAUCUUGCAUCAUGAAUUGAUAAAUCUCCCACAAUGAAGUGUUAUUUUCUGGGAAAUAGCUGAAUGCGAAAGUCUUUGAGGUGUACAACACAGAUUUUCUAGUGCUGCUGAAUUGUACAAAUAUGGCUUUUGGCAAUGAACCAUGGAUUUGCGAGAGUGCCUUUCAACAGGCUGUCCAGAAUCUCCAGUGUGCAGUGAUCACUUUUCACGUCCCUCUUACAAAAAUGAUUUUCAGCAUGAUGAGACACUAAUCUGGUGUACCAUCUUCAUUUUUAUGAUGUAUUGUGAAUUCGGUCAGCUAUACCCCUUUCCAAACCACAUUGGCAUGUGAUAUGAGUUAUGACCUGGGCAGAGGUUUUUGUGAUUUUAUUGUGUCUAAUUAUGGAAAACAUUCAAUGGAUACACUGACCUUGUAGUUACUGUGCAGAAGGAAGAAAGCAAAUGUUGGCUACCAAGCGUGUUGGAUUAUCAGAUAGAUUUGAACUCAGGGUGGAAAGUUGUGUAAAUUAGUAUUUUUUGCUGAAGAAUUCCAACAAAACAAAAUAAUUGUUAAUUACAAUAUGGUCAUUGAAUUUUUAUUUGUUUAAAAGUAAUUAUGUGAGUGAAAUUAGUGUAUGUUGAUCACUAUUCUUUGAGUGUCAUACUUUUAAACAAAGUGAAUGAGGUCAGCAACAGUAUUAUAUUUAACUGCAACAUUUUCUUACGCACAAGUUAUGCGCUGACCAUUUUUGUUACACCUCUGGUAGUGUUGUGCUUGAUUUGGUUUAGACCAUUGUUUAGAUUCAUCCCAGUGAAAUGUUUUGCUCUGAGAUUGGCAAAUACCAUGACAUCAAGAAGGCUGUUGGAGAGUAGCAGUUUUAGCUGUUGUAGCUUAUUAUGUACAGUGUAUAUUUGCUAUUUCAGAUUGCAGGGAGUUGUUGCCUGUUCAUAGUAAGGACUGUUAUUAAAUAGAUUAAAGAAA
Electrophorus electricus (electric eel) is the source of this 3937-nucleotide messenger RNA. It is a transcript of the gene armc1, whose product is annotated as armadillo repeat containing 1. The record is from RefSeq and is a predicted model, not a curated record. Lineage: Eukaryota; Metazoa; Chordata; Actinopteri; Gymnotiformes; Gymnotidae. Gene Ontology annotation, molecular function: metal ion binding.